CUGCCAUUUGUCUUCAGCGCCGCGACACUGUUACAGGAGCUACCACAGAUUGCCAAGCACUAGAAGACAUUCCAUUGACAGGCCAGUGGUUGAGCUUCCGCCUCGACGGACGCACCGUGGGAGGCCAUCGUAGAGGAGCUCGAACCACACACGGUUUGGCGUGCUGUUCGUGAACUCAACCUCGUUCACGGGAAUUCAGUCAAUCUACAAGUCAUGGCCCGCGCUUUCCCAAAUCUGCGCCGUCUGCACUUCGAAGCCACGCCUUCCGCGGCUGUGCCAGACAUUGGUCACUGGCGAAAGCUCGAUUUCGUCUCAGCAUCACAUCCUCUCCCUUUGCAGCAUCCGGUUCGACACUUCUUCAUGCGGUGGCAUCUUGAUGCAUAUAGUUACCGCCGACCUGAGGUUGACCAGGCCCUAGAACAUGGUACCAUCACUAUGCUGCAACACAUCCUGCCCGUCGUACUCGAGUGCAGUGCUCACAGGCGCACUUUUACGUGCAUAGCUCGUCAUGCGCCCUCAGUCCGCUGUAUGAGAACCACUGUGGCAGUACCGGUACUCAGUAUAUAUAAUCGCGGUCAUGGACAUGACUGGGGCAGGACAAUUGUGCACAGAUCGACAUCUUCUCGCUCCUCCGAACUCUACCUCUCAAAGGGAUCGCCAUUGUACUCCAGGGACACAGAGCGUGGUUCGAGGCCUCUUACUGGGAGCAGCAUGCUCGCACAAUUGCAGCCUGUAUUCCUACGCUGGAAUACAUUGGGUUGCGCCGGAAGGCCGAUGCCUAUUGGCCUAGCGAUCAUUGGGAUGGUCCGGAGCCAUACCGGUGGUACCAGGUCGUUGAGCGCACCGAGCAGUCGGAGGUGGCUGUAGAGAGCCUGUCGGACGAGGAAGGUGUCCGCAUCCACUCUGCACUCUUCAGCAUGUCCAGAAGUGUUGAAUGAGCUUCAUUCUGAGCUUCAUUCGGGCCAUUGAAUGCAGGUGAAUACGGAAGCCCGAGUCACUCAUGCGUUCAAUAUAGCAUGACUCGGACACACUAGAGUCUGUGUAUUUAAUGGACCUACGAGCAUGUGCUUUAUUCUUUCCGAUAUUUCGAGUGCGAACAUGGA
Molecule: messenger RNA, 1103 nt
Organism: Fomitopsis serialis
Lineage: Eukaryota; Fungi; Basidiomycota; Agaricomycetes; Polyporales; Fomitopsidaceae
Exons: 2
Coding region: 214-867 (217 amino acids)
Source: RefSeq, a predicted model, not a curated record